Molecule: messenger RNA, 324 nt
Organism: Psilocybe cubensis
Lineage: Eukaryota; Fungi; Basidiomycota; Agaricomycetes; Agaricales; Agrocybaceae
Exons: 3
Coding region: 1-324 (107 amino acids)
Source: RefSeq, a predicted model, not a curated record
AUGGAAGUGUCGUGUGCAUUUGUCAUGACUAUUUCUCUUAAUAUUUGGUCUUCUAUACAUUUCGACGAUGUCCAUUUAUCGUCGUUCUCCAUGGCCGAUGACUUCUUGACAUCCUCGAAGUCGUUCGCCCGCUCAGUGACUCGCGUUCGGAAUUCACUGGCAAAAUUCUCGCUCCUUGGCACCAUUGGUCAACAACGUUUCGCAGUUUUCAGCAGGCAUACUCUACCUUGGGCACAGGCCAUACCGCCCAGCACUGGCAACAAUAUCCGGGUUAGGGAACACACAGCCGACGGGCUUCCUUGUGUUCCUCCUUUCAUCAGGUGA